AUGCCUCCAAAGUCGAAGCGAAGAUCAACAUCUAAAAGGAAGAAUACGCCCAAAGCACUGGCCGAUGAAGAUGCAACAGAGGAAAUGGAAACACUAUCGGAUCAUGAAGAAAAUACAUUGAAAAAGGUUGAACAAAUCAACGAUGGUGAUAUUAAUGGCGAUGAUGAUACAAAUAACAACAAUGAAGAAAAAGAUGAUACAAGUACAUCAACGCCAAAACGAGCACGAAGGAAACCAAUUUCCAAGACAAUAUUUGAUCCUUCUGAUAUCAACGGUAGUAGCAGCAAUCAUCGCUCACAAGCAGAAAGCACUUCCGUUAACGAUUGGGACGACGAUACCGAAUUGACCACCGAACCUUCAUCCGACAAGAAGAGAAAAAGAAUUACAGAAGAAAAUGAUGACGACAAUGGUGAUGUCACGGAGCCCAUAGAUUGGACGAACAAAGAUGUUCUUGAAGAAUUGUCCAUUGGAGUGUUGCAAGAGGAAGUGAAGAGAAGAAGCAUGCCUAUCAAAGGCAAUAGAAAAGCUCUCAUCAACAAGAUACUCAAGUCAAACACAGAAUUUGAUCAAGACUCCGAGGAGGGACCUUCAGAAACGACGCCCAAGAGUGUGACAAAGAGUACGAAACUCGUUUCCCCAGAAAGCGUCUUUUCCAAAAGCUAUACACCUUCCAAAAAGUCACAAGGAAAGAGAGAAAAGCCAUUCGACCCUAGAGAUGCUGAGACAUGGACUUUGGCAGAGUUACGCGAGUAUUUACGAGCUAUAGGUAUUAAUGCAUAUGAUAAUAAGCAAAAAAUAAUGGAACGAUAUAUGCCAACAAUCAAAGCUAAUCUAAGAAGAAUUUAUGGAGACAGCAGUGGUGGGAGUAGCAAUGCUUCCAGUAGCACGGAUGUGGUCCUUCCGACACCUAAACCACCUGCGCAAGUUAAAAAAGGCGCCUCAAAGAAAAUAGCAGUAGAACAAAAAGAAACUCCAAAAAAACAAACCAAAACAGAAACACACAAAACUUCUACGAAGAAAGAUCAAAACAAGGAAUCUAGACAGGAUGGAAGAUUAAAUCAAUUUGCCACAGAAAAACAAUUGCCAACCACUGUCGAGGUUACAUCUACCUCUCUUCCAAAACCUACAUUUGAGAUAGUUGACGUGGCGAUUGGACCUACCAUCACAAGAUCAAUGCCGUUUUUCACAGAUCCAUCCAUCCAUAAAUCAUUUGAACUGAGUUAUAGACGAAAGAUUUUAGUGAAGAAAGUUGACCAACACCAGAUUACUCCAUAUUUUUCACAACUUACAUCUAGUUACUCAUUUAUUUCCAACAGACAUACUAAGAACACAUUACCUGAAGCACGUGAGAUUCCUGAUUCUGAUUACACAAUCAAAGAUCUUAUACUUGCUCGAAUAGUUAAGGAUGAAAUGGAAAAGAGUUCCAUUGAUGAUUUAUCACUUGUAAAAUGCAUUCAAGCGUGCUCAGAGAAAGAAGAUUUUGAUGAAAACAAAAAUAUUUCUACACUUUGUGGCCUUCACAACUGUACAGAACUAGAGACUAUUAUCAUCCAAGGCACUCAAGUUUCUUCCAUUUUUCCAUUAUCAAAAUUAGAAAAACUCAAGCAGGUUUUUUUGGCUAGAAAUAGGAUUGCCAGCUUGGAACACCUUCCUCCGUUUGCAGAAACUGUUAAUUUAUCUUUCAAUGUCAUACGAUCCCUAAGAUUUCCUUCUUCUCUUUGUGACACUCUAGUAUAUCUAAAUUUAAGUUAUAAUCACAUAUUUGACGCCGAUAAUGUAACAAUAGCCUCCAUUUGUAGCAUGCACGCCUUAAAAGAAUUAGAUUUAUCAGGAAACUGCCUUACAGAUGCAACCAUAGCUCCCUUAGCAAAAGCUAAAUUCAAAACGACUUUACAAUCCUUGCGCUUGAACAACAAUUACAUCACAAAUCUCUCAUUCCUUACAAAAUACUAUCAUGUAUCUGAACUUUCAUGCAGCUCCAAUUUUAUCCUUGAUCUCACUCCUCUUGUGCAUUUACGAUCCAUUUCAGAAAUUUUUCUGGAUGAUAACCCUCCUCUCUUGCUCUCCUUACAUGUUCAUUGUAGAACUGUUGAUUGGAAUAGUGUUAAACUUUCAGAUACACAACUUGUGGAAUAUCAAGCUAAAGGAGAGACCAAUUUACAAUUGAUAUACAUGCUUUUGAGAGAGUCUGUCAGAGUUGUAGUAUAG
Messenger RNA from Naegleria lovaniensis, 2208 nucleotides. RefSeq lists its product as uncharacterized. Gene Ontology annotation, molecular function: protein binding. NCBI's taxonomy places the organism in Eukaryota, Heterolobosea, Eutetramitea, Acrasida, Naegleriidae. The coding region runs from base 1 to 2208 and encodes 735 amino acids. The transcript has a single exon. The record is from RefSeq and is a predicted model, not a curated record.